GCUGCCAUCGUCCAUCCAUUUUCCAUGGCUGUGAAAACUUGUACACACCUUUCCUCAUCAGUCUACUCAGGUGUGUAAAGCCUGAAAGUUGCUCAAGCUGAGACCACUUUAUGCUCUCUUCCAUGUAAUUUAAGGUGCUCCUCCAUGGAUCUAGCUUGUUCACAUGGAACUAGCUAGCCAAGACCAUCAUGUACACCAAAAUACUUGCCGCUAUCCUACUAGCCAUGGUGGCAGCAGCAGCACUACCUGUCUUUGGCAAAGAGGCGGCUCCAGCCAUUGACACCGGAAGAGAAGAAGCAGAAGCUCUCCUAUCCUGGAAAGCUACCCUCAGCAACCAAAGCCAGAGCUUCCUGCUGUCAUGGAGUAACAUGUCAUCAUCGCCUUGCAGCUGGCAUGGCAUUCAGUGUGGUAUGGCAAGGAUGAUCACCAAGGUCUCUCUGCCCGGGUUGCGGCUCGGAGGGCUGGCGCCGCUCGACUACUUCUCGGCCUUGAGGACCUUGACGAGCCUCGACCUCUCGCGCAACGAGCUUACCGGGAUCAUCCCUCCGAGCAUCGACAGGCUUCUCGGUGAGCUCCGUGUUCUCCUUCUCCACGGCAACCAGAUAAGAGGCUCCAUCCCACCUGCCUUAGGAAAUUUGGUGCACUUACAAAAGUUGGUCCUAAGUGACAACAUGCUCUCUGGUCCCAUCCCAGGCAGUUUUAGGAAUUUGACCAAGCUCACUACCUUGAACCUUCACCAAAACCAGCUUUCUGGACUAAUCCCUCCUGAAUUGGGUCAUUUAGCUAGCUUAGAGGAAUUGGAGCUUGAGAAUAAUACACUAACUGGUCCCAUCCCAAAAACCUUAGGAAAUUUGACUAGGCUAACUUCCUUGUACCUUCACUAUAACCAACUUUCUGGACCCAUCCCUCAAGAAGUUGCCAAGUUAAUGAAUCUUGGUGAGCUAAUACUCGGUUCUAACAAUCUCUCGGGUACCUUGCCAUCGGGUCUUUGCGCGGGAGGCUGGUUGCAGAAUUUCACUGCCCAUGACAACAACUUGGUUGGCCCCUUGCCAACAGGCUUGCUAAAUUGCAAAAGCCUGUUCAGAGUUCGUCUUGAAAGAAAUCAGCUAGAAGCAGAUAUCUCCGAGAUGGGAGUUUAUCCGGAUCUUGUGUAUGUUGAUGUCAGUUCAAAUAAACUAUUUGGUCAAUUAUCUCAUCACUGGGGUGACUGUCACAAACUCACCAUGCUACGUGUAUCAGACAACAAUAUUACUGGGGUCUUACCACCAAGCAUAGGGAAGUUAUCUCAGCUGAGGAUACUCGAUGUUUCGUCAAAUAAACUUGAAGGGCGUAUUCCACUAGAAAUUGGCAACAUGACGAUGCUAUUCAAUUUGAGCAUGAGUGAAAACCUUCUUGAGGGAAGCAUACCACAAGAAAUUGGAUCAUUAAACAAUUUAGAGUAUUUGGAUUUAUCGUCAAACAACCUAAGUGGGCCAAUACAAGGAUCAGUUCAGCAUUGUUUGAAGCUUCGCUUUCUGAAGUUGAGCUAUAAUCAAUUCAAUGGAAGCAUUCCCAUUGAACUGGGGAUGUUGGUAAACCUACAACAAUUACUAGAUCUAAGUGGGAAUUCAUUUACGGGUGCGAUACCGAGUCUGCUAGGUGGUUUGAACAUGCUCGAAGCCUUGAAUCUUUCACACAAUUCACUGAAUGGAAUCAUUCCAUCAUCGUUUCAGAGGAUGAUCAGCCUCUUAUCCAUGGAUGUUUCAUACAACAAAUUGGAAGGCAAGGUGCCACAAAGUAGGCUCUUUGAUGAAGCUCCGAUAGGAUGGUUUAUGCAUAAUAAGCAACUCUGCGGUGCAACAAAAGGUUUACCCCCUUGUGACCUUACUGGAAGUGGUCGACAAGAGAAGAAGUCAAGAGCUAGUUUACUAGCUAUAAUACCUGCUACUCUAGCUUUUGUACUUAUCGCAACACUAGUGAAAUUACAAUGUAAAAAGGAGAAAUUCAAGGCAGAAGGUGCAAAUGAACCGCGUCAGACAAAAUUGUUUGCCGUCUCGAAUUUUGAUGGAGGUGAGGUGUACAAGCUAAUUGUUGAUGCCACAGAAAAUUUCAGCCAUGCUCAUUGCAUUGGAACCGGAGCGAACGGAUCGGUCUAUAGAGCUCAUUUACAAACAGGUGAGAUAUUUGCAAUAAAGAGGAUUCAUAUGAUGGAAGACGAUGAGCAAUUUAAUCGUGAAAUAGAUGCUUUGGUGCAUAUUCGGCAUCGCAACAUUGUGAAGUUGCUUGGGUACUGUUCCGCUACUCAUGACAGAUUUCUCGUCUACGAGUACAUGGACAGAGGGAGCUUGGCAGCAUCUUUAAAGGCCAAAAACAGUGCGGUUGAAUUGGAUUGGAGAAGGAGGUUAAAUAUCGUUAUGGAUGUUUCUCGUGCUUUGUCUUACAUGCAUCAUGAUUGUUUUGCACCCAUGGUCCAUAGAGAUAUAACAAGCAACAAUAUAUUGCUAGAUCUGGAAUUUAGAGCUCGUGUGUCGGAUUUUGGUAUAGUCAAAGUACUGGCUGGGGAUAGUUCAAACUGCACAAUGCUUGCUGGGACAAAAGGAUACCUUGCUCCAGAGCUCGCAUACACAACAAGGGUGACGGAGAAGUGCGACGUCUACAGCUUCGGCGUGCUCGUGCUAGAGUGUUUCAUGGGGCAUCAUCCGGGCGAUCUUCUUUCUUCCCUCCUAUCAUCAGGGGCCAGGAAAAGCACAUCACUCAAAGAUCUGUUGGACACCAGGCUUCCACUUCCUGAAUCUGAAACUGCAACUGAAAUAUUGAAGUUUACAAUGGUCGCAGUUCAGUGCUUAGCACCUAACCCAUCACGGCGACCGUCGAUGAAGCAUGCGGUCAGUGUGCUGCUCUCUACAGCUCCAGGACCUUGUAAUCCUGAUUAUCUGGACACAGACAUUUUCAUCCCUGUCUAGUGUUCUUUAACAGUUCAAUGUUCCAAUAUAUGUUCUUUGGAGACUGUUAAUAACUAACUUAAACGUUUAGUUGAUGUCUGAAGUCGAAA
Molecule: messenger RNA, 3031 nt
Organism: Brachypodium distachyon (stiff brome)
Lineage: Eukaryota; Viridiplantae; Streptophyta; Magnoliopsida; Poales; Poaceae
Product: MDIS1-interacting receptor like kinase 2
Exons: 2
Coding region: 189-2942 (917 amino acids)
Biological process (GO): protein phosphorylation
Molecular function (GO): protein binding; protein kinase activity; ATP binding
Source: RefSeq, a predicted model, not a curated record